Messenger RNA from Bursaphelenchus xylophilus (pine wood nematode), 5531 nucleotides. Lineage: Eukaryota; Metazoa; Nematoda; Chromadorea; Rhabditida; Aphelenchoididae. The record is from the annotation of a GenBank genome assembly.
AUGAAUCGCCGAAAAAAGUCAGCAAGUGAACUCUCCAAAAAUUCUGAAGACAAUGCUGGUGAGUUUCAAAGUCUACCCAAGGGAUGUUCUAGCGAUUUUAUCCAAAAAAAUUGAGUUCCGAUUUUCCCGCUAUUUUUGGCAUUCCGUGUCAGAGAUCCAAAACUUGGUUUCUUAGGCUGCAAAAUUCUGAGGGAUUCGACGGAAAUUGCGUUUUAAAUAUUGUUGGGUAACACGCGUUGAAGAAACAGAGCUCUUGGUAACUGAAAAUGCUGGAAAAUAUUGCAAACUCUUAAUUUUCGGCCGGAUUAACUAAAUUUAUUUUUCGUGUUUCAGAUCGGUCAUCGCGUUUCCAACGCUCCUCGCGAGAUUCACAACAACCAAGCAGCGAUGACGGGAGCUUAUCCACCUUUUUUCCAUGUAAAAAACUCUUUUCUGACCUAAUUUUUUAUUGUUUUAGCUUACUCUAAAUCCUCCGAUUCCGAAACUCAUGUGUACGAUGAUGUGGAGCCUCUUUCUAGUCCAAAGCAGGGUAAGUAUUGAGAUUUUGCUUUUGAAAUCUUGCGGAAGGACCGAUUUCUAGGGCGAAAUUUUUGGUAAUUUCUGAAAUAGAAUCAAUUUCUUCAAAAUUCGUUCAAUUUUUCACAUUUUCCAUUUCAGUCUCACCCAAGAACCGGUCCAGCUCGAUGUCCCGUGGAAGUGAAAGCAAUUGUAAGCAAAGAAAACGUAAGUUUUUGUCAUCAACUUUCGAGGUUUUUUGUAUGUUCUACUAUUUUCUUUAUUUUUUCAUGUUUUUAGGUCGCACAUGGUCCACAUCGGAGUCCAGCGUCCAAUCCAGCCAUUCCAAGUACAAUCCAACUCCGUGUAAAGGUAAGAAAAGGGACUUUUAUGCAUCAAAUAGGGAAAAAAGUCGUGUUUUCCUCAUUUUUUGGAAAAUUUCCAUGGCAAAACUGGAACUUCUGGCCAGCCCAGAGAAGCCACAGAACCAUGUAAGGUUUUUGUUGAUAUCGAACACCACACAGUGUCCUGACGGUGCGCCUGUCAGGUCAGGCGCACAACCACUACACCAUGUGGGCGACGCCUCUUUCCCUCUUCGUUCGAGAGAAACGAUAAAAUUUUUCGUUGCGGCAGAACUCUACCCUUUUUCUGAACUCUACCCCUUUUUCAACUCUACCCCUUUUUGAACUUUACCCCUUCAGAACUUUACCCCUUUUCAACUCUACCCCUUGAAUGAACCCUCCCCUUUUUUGAACACUACCCCAUUUUGAAAAUUGAAAAAACGAGGUGUGACAUGUUAUACGAUGGAAAUUUUUUUCAAAUUGAAAAGAAUGAAGUGUGACAUCUUAUACGAUGAAAAAAUUUUUCAAAUUGAGAAGAAUAAGGUGUGACAUCUUAUACGAUGAAAAAUUUUUUCAAAUUGAAAAGAAUAAGGUGUGACAGCUUAAAAAAUUAGGUGUGACAUCUUAUACGACGAAAAUUUUUUUUCAAAUUGAGAAAAAUACGAUGAAAAAUAUUUUCAUCGUAUAAGAUGUCACACCUUAUUCUUUUCAAUUUGAAAAAAUUUUUCAUCGUAUAAGUUGUCACAUCUUAUUUUUUUCAAUUUGAAAAAAAUUUUCAUCGUAUAAGAUGUCACACCUCGUUUUUUCAAUUUUCAAAAUGGGGUAGUGUUCAAAAAGGGGUAGAGUUCAGAUUGGGGUAAAGUUCAGAAAAGGGGUAGAGUUCAGGCUCAACCAAAAUUUUUUGGUGUAUCUUCGGUUUUUACCAUUUAGCUAGGGUAAAAUAGGGCGUCGCGCCACUUGCGGGCAACCACUUUUCGGGCAAAUUCUUUGCGGGCAAAAUUUGGGGGGGGUCACAUUUGCGGGCAGCUGGGACAUUUGCGGGCAACCGACACUUGCGGGUAACAGGGUGGAGGUGGAAAUAUUACUUCGAUGUUUUGGAAAUUUGCCGACAUUUGCGGGCAACAGGAAAAAACAAGCACGCAGAUUUGCCCCCAAAUGUCGGCAUUCCACAAGUAUCGGCUGCCCGCAAAUGUCCGAAAACUUCCACAAUAUAGCAGUAUUUUUUUCACCUCCACCUUGUUAUCCUCAAGUGCCGGUUGCCCGCAAAUGUCGGCUGCCCGCAAAGAAUUUUCCCGCAAAGUGGUUGCCCGCAAGUGUGCGCCCGCCUAAAAUAGCCAGAAAAGAGGAAAAAUUACGAGACAAAUCUUGUUUUUUGUCGAAUAAAGUUGUCCUUUAUUUUCAGUUCGUCCCAAGAAGCACUCCAGCGACCAAUCCAGUAAAGCGGAAGACUUGUCCAAGUCAAAGAAAAGUAAAUAAGGAAAUCCUUUUUGUUUUUGUAAAAUUUGAGGCCUAUAGAACAGUUGAGCAGCAUCUUUCAAGUUGAUUUAAAUUUAGCCCCGCCAAUAUCUUCCCUUCGCUUAUUGAAAUUUCUACUUUUAGCCCACCGCAGAAACCGUUCCAGUUCCUUGCUCCCACCCAACAAGCGCUCAUCCGAAUCUGAGAAGCACCGUCGCAAGUCGCAGAGGUCAAAGAAGUCCAGCGACCAGUCUAACCGGCCCAGAUCCUUGUCUAGUGACGAACUUUGGCAGAAAUGUAUCACCCAGCUGGAAGAAGGCAGCGAGGAUGCCAAACGUCUGCAUGAAUUGGCUAUGCAGACCGCAGCUUUGGAAGCGGAGAAGCUGGAGUUUCGCCGCAAGGUUUUGGAGAAGCGUCGACCCAAAAAUGGAGUUGUCAAAGAGCAGAAAUGUCUCGCCGAAGAGCGCGCCAGACUGGCUGGAGUGAGAAAGGAUGGUCGAUACAAAGAAACGGAUGUGGAGAUGGCCAGCGAUUCGAAUUUACCCAGAAAAAAGGAGGAUUUGUCGGAGGCGAGCUGCGCCCGAGCUGUUUCGAGCCGCGCAUUGAGCAAGUCCAAGAGACCGAAAAAGAGGUUGAAACGGGAAUAUGAUGAGAAUAGCGAUGGUCCAAUCGAUGACUUGCGGACUGGUUCGAAAGAGCGGAGAAAAGCGACCGAAUAUUUCGAAGCGGUCGAAAAUUCAAAACGUGCAAGAAAGUCCAAAAAGGAUGGCAAAACGAAGAAGGUGAAAAAGGAAGGUAAGGAACGGUCUAAAAAGUAUGUUAUUUUUAGCAGAGGCCAAAAAGUUGACCAAACAUCGGAAAUCGACCAAAAAUGAAAAACCGGUCGAUUCCUCGAGCAAUGAUAAAUCCGGACGUUAUGAUGGUGUUGCCGACAAACCGGAGCGUGAGUAUUAUUUUGGAGGAAGUUCGAGCGAAAAAGUCCCGUCCACGGCGAUCCGACGAAGGAACAAAAAUUCAGCGGAUGAGAGCGAAAAAUUGGCUCAAAAAGCUCGCGAAAAGACGAAGAAGCGCUUGGAGAAGACGGAACAGACGGCCGUUCAAAAGAUCAUCAGCGAAAGUUUGACCUCGCGUGAGAAGUCGGUUGAGAAGUUCGAAAAUGAACCGCACCGUGCGCAGAAAAAGAAACCGAAAAACAAAAUCGACCGGGAAAAGUACCGAUCGACCGGCAACAGAGGCAAUAGAAGACAUCGCAGCAGCAGCUCUGAUGCUUUUGAAGUGAAAGAUGGUCGAUGCGGCGGAAGAUCCAAAAUUUUUGACGAUUCGAAUGCCAGACGCAACAAGUAUAAUACUCGCCGUUCUGAGGGGAAGCCAGAUGUCUCCAGGAAGAAGCGCAGCCAAAUCAGACGUUCUGCAAGCAGUGGUCGUCGUCCUGACGAAAAGGCAGAACGUUCCGCCUCGCAGCGUCCGUCUUUCGAGAAAGCUGGGGUUUCUUCCGACGACAAGCAACUCAAGAAUUCAGCCGAAAAAGCAGAUGAUCAGAACUCCAAGGAUGGAUACUCAUGGCCCACAGGCGAUCCAACAAAGCUUCUGGAGGUCAAGAAUGAAAAGCCAAAGAAGGAAAACGCGAGCGACCGACAGCGGCCGAAAGAUACAAAGGGUUCCAAAAAGACGUCGAAGAGUACCAAAAAAACAAGAAGUUCCAAGAAGAGUAAGGAUUUGUCCAGUCAAAGCUCAGUCAGCACCAUUAUCGACCCAGCCGAGCUGAUCUGUUGCCGGCAUGGACGGGUUUGUCCGGAUGGGAAAAGAGAGCAGAAGGCGGAAAGAAAAAGAAGAAGGAGCAAAAAGAUAAAGGAGAAGUAAGAGAUGGAUUUUGAAAGAUUUUAUUUAUUUUAAAAAUUUUUACAUAGAGACCCCCCCCUUCCCGCCCUCCUCUUUCCUUUAUUUAGCGGACCUUUCCGUCCUUCGUGCCAAAAAUAGCGCAUAUUUUCAAAUAAUACCGAUUUUUUGAAACACUGAGGCUUCUAAUGGAGUUGUUUAAAAGAAUCUACAGAUCUAACUUCAAUCCGCCUCAAGGCAUCGAUUUCAAAUUUAACGUUGAUUUUUGCUAUUUUUUCCAUUUUUUAGAAAAAAGCGGACCACAUCCAGCAAAACAAGUCAAUCGAAGAAAUCGGCUCACUCCCUGAAGCGAGUUUUUCCAGCUGAUCGUCGCAAGAAGUCCAAAUCUUCGGCGACAAGGGCAGAAAUUUACGAAGAAGCAGUUUGGGACGAAAGGACAACCAGGACCUGCAAAGAGAAAGAAUCCACCCAUGAAAUGAAUGAUACUCCAGUAGAACCGGUGCAGAUCGAACCCAAAAAGGCGAGCAAAAAGAAGGAAAGGGAGUAAGUAUUUGUGAUUUUGCUGUUUUUUUUUUGACUUUCUGCUCAGCGCAGAAGGCAAAAAAAAUUCUGCACGGUGCGGAUUUUUUUUGGUGUUUGCACAGUGCAAUGGGAGUUUUUUACUGUUUCACUCUGCCGUAACGGAUCAAUGCACUGUGCAAACUUUUACAAAACCGUGCUAACAAGGCAUUUUAUAAAAUUUGACGGUUUAGUCUCUGAUUUUCAGGGCAAUGCCCGACGUUCCGACCAAUCCGGCACCUGACUUGGAAGGCGAAAUCGCUUUUCCCGAGUUUUUCCUUGGCGCAAUGGAACAAUACGAAGCUGAAGAGAAGUGUGACAGUCUGACUGCGUUCAAAUUCUACUAUAUGAUCGAUGAAUACACCUGCUUCGAGUUUUUGGAUCCAUAUCUGCCGUUGUACAUUGUUUAUCGGGACAGCUCGGGAUCUGCAUGGUAAGUGCAGUUUGCCAUGGGUAAUACGAAGUAAAGUCUGGGGCAAAGCUUUUUUUUGGAGAACGAUUUUGUAAAAGUAUUUUAGCAGUAAUUCUGUCACAUUUUAUAUUUUUAAAAUUUUUAUUUUCCCGUCCAAAUUUUGAAAUUUUGGCGUUCUGUGUCCGACUCUAAUUUUGGUCAUUUUCAGGCAUUUCCCGGUCGUUCAAGUCGCUUCUGGCACAGAUAACUUCUUUUACGUCAACUACAACCACCGUGGAGCUCCGAGAUUCCGCAGCAUUGCCGCACUCAUCAGGUUCUACAGCGUCUACGUCCAUUUCCAUCAGAAUGAGUUUGGAGAAAUGAUCACUGAUGUGUUCCCGUGGUGGUAUUUGUUUGGAAACAGCCCAUUAUCCAAGUCGAUGUCAGAUUUUUGA